Messenger RNA from Brachypodium distachyon (stiff brome), 437 nucleotides. RefSeq lists its product as uncharacterized. NCBI's taxonomy places the organism in Eukaryota, Viridiplantae, Streptophyta, Magnoliopsida, Poales, Poaceae. The annotation marks the transcript as partial. The transcript has a single exon. The record is from RefSeq and is a predicted model, not a curated record.
UUGAUCUACUUGCUGCCAAAACAAACGCACCUUGUCGCAACCACCGUCGGCGACUAUGGCAUCUCCCUCGACGUCGUCGACCUAAGGACCGCGGAGAUCCAGCGUGCCCCGCCGGGCCCCUACCCGGGAACGAUCGAAGCCUCCUGCGACGGCCUCUUCAUUGUCGGCAGGCACAUCGGCAACCCCACGACGCGCCAGUGGGCGCCUCUGCCCCGGCAUGUCAACAAUCUUGUCGGCCUCUUCCGGCACCAGCCUUCUGGGGAGUACCGCGUGCUCUACUGGAGGACAGUCUUCGACGCACCUUUGCCUCUUGAUCUUUCCGACAUGGUGACGCUCUGUCCAAUCGAGUACUUCAUCCUCGCCGUUGGCUCCGAUAAGCCGAGGCCGGUCAAGUGCUCGCUAACACCUGCGUAACAUGAGCUGGUAGGCGGCAUGGG